AUGGAAAUGAUAGGUGCUGGGACAAGUGAAACACGAAUUAUAGGAAUCCACGGGAUGGGUGGCAUUGGAAAGACAACUGCUGCCAAAAUGAUCUACAAUAAGCUUUCACAUGACUUUGACAUUGUUGCUUUCUUCAAGAUAUUCGAGAAACAUCAAAAGGUAAUGGCAUUCAAUACUUACAAGCUCAGCUCAUCUCUGACAUCCUCAAAACAAAAUGGAUAUAAAGACAUUCAUGAAGGUACUCAGAUGAUUAAAGACCGGUUGUCUAAUAAAAGAGUCCUCUUCCUUCUUGAUGAUGUGGAACAAGCGAAUCACAUUGAUGCACUUGUAGGUAAACGUGAUUGGUUGGGCAAAGGGAGCAAAAUUAUUAUCACUACAAGAAAAAAAGAUAUUCUUGAGGUUCCUGAAGUGGACUACAGUUAUGAGCUUAGUGCCAUGGAUGUUGAUCAAUCUCUUCAACUAUUUAGCAAACAUGCCUUUAGAAAAGAUUAUCCUUUGGAUAAGUAUAUUGGCCAAUCCAAGAGGGCAAUAGGCAUUGCUGGAGGCCUUCCACUAGCUCUUGAGAUCAUAGGCUCACUAUUAUGUCACACUAAAAGGAAAUGUGGGAUCUCACAUUGA
This is a messenger RNA of Eucalyptus grandis, 618 nucleotides long. RefSeq names its product disease resistance protein RPV1-like. The coding region runs from base 1 to 618 and encodes 205 amino acids. The transcript has a single exon. Gene Ontology annotation, molecular function: ADP binding. The record is from RefSeq and is a predicted model, not a curated record. Gene Ontology annotation, biological process: defense response. NCBI's taxonomy places the organism in Eukaryota, Viridiplantae, Streptophyta, Magnoliopsida, Myrtales, Myrtaceae.